AUGAACGAGCGAAUUCCAUUUUGUCAACCUGACAAAUUUUCUGGCGCGAUUCACGAAAGCGUGGAUGCCUUUUUAACUAAGUAUAAGAGAGCUAGCGAUAUAAAUAAUUGGUCACCCGAUCAAAAGAAGUCAUUCUUAGCUAUUUAUUUGACCGAUACUGCUCUAAUAUUUUAUGAAAAUUAUGAAAGGGAGAACCCCUCAGUAAAAUGGUCUGACCUAGAAAACGCCAUGCGUAUUGAAUUUGAACCCACUGCACAAAAUCACAUGCUUAGAAUUAUGCUCUCUAAACGUAAACAACUCCCAGAUGAGUCCAUUGCCUCUUUCAUUAAUGACACUGAAAAAUUAUGUAAGCGCGUAGAUCCUAAAAUGUCACAAUCUGAGUUAGUACAUAAUAUAAUGAAAGGUUUACAUCCAAAAAUAGCUCGAUAUGUCGGUAUAUUAGACAACAAUAGUUUAAAAGAUUUAAAAGCUAAUAUAAGAAAAUACGAAUCCGUUGAAUUUAUGUUACAAGGGGAUACUAUACAAUCGAAAGACGAUAUAAAACAGCGAAUAACUAGCGAAAAUAUUUAUCAAAUCGGUGAGCAAAAUAAAAUGCAACAACAGUUAGAUAAUAUAACUUCACAAAUUUCUAAACUUCAGUUUUUUAUUACAAAAAACAAUAAUGAUAACACCGACAACAGCAAACGUUUAUUUAAUGGCACGCGGCAAGAAUACUAUAAUACGCGUCGAAACAACAACAAUUUACGUUCGGGAAAUAAUUAUUUACGUCCAAUAUUUUAUUCACGCCAAAAUUAUAACGAUACUCGCGCAAAUAAUUAUCAACAAAAUAAUACGCAAUAUGCUAAUAGAAAUUACAAUAAUAAUUAUAGUCCCAGAAAUACAUAUGAGCGAAAGAAUAAUUGUAUAUAUUGUAAUCGCAAUAAUCACAAAUCGGAAAAUUGCAACUUGAUCUGUGAUUUAUGUAAUAAACGAUAUCAUACAAGGGAGAAUUGUUAUCUCAACAAAAAUUCUAACUACCAAAAAAACACGCGCCAAGGUCAAAUGCAAUAAUUGGAGAUUAUAUGCAUUCACCUUCUUCUCCAAUUCCUAAUAAAAGUACUAACACUGACACAAACAACAUUUUUAUAAUUCUAAAUCGCGAUAGAAAAGCUAAUGCAUUAUAUAUUUUAGCUAAAUUAAAUAACGAACCAAUAGAAGUCACAAUAGAUUCAGGUGCAAAUAUAAAUUGUAUAAGACCUGACCUCAUAGAUUCAUCUAAUAUAAAUAAAAAUCACAAUUAUAAAUUAUCCGGUGCAGAUAAAUCACCAUUAAAUUUAUUGGGAACAACCACAAUUAAAUUAGAAAUAGAAAAUAAAUUUUAUCAAAUA
Daktulosphaira vitifoliae (grape phylloxera) is the source of this 1367-nucleotide messenger RNA. RefSeq names its product probable serine/threonine-protein kinase roco9. Lineage: Eukaryota; Metazoa; Arthropoda; Insecta; Hemiptera; Phylloxeridae. The transcript has a single exon. Bases 1 to 1050 code for a protein of 349 amino acids. The record is from RefSeq and is a predicted model, not a curated record.